Messenger RNA from Brassica rapa (field mustard), 1113 nucleotides. RefSeq lists its product as uncharacterized. The record is from RefSeq and is a predicted model, not a curated record. NCBI's taxonomy places the organism in Eukaryota, Viridiplantae, Streptophyta, Magnoliopsida, Brassicales, Brassicaceae.
GCGUUUGAUCGUUAACAUUAAGAUCCUCUACAUUGUCAGCAAAUCUGUAGAAACUACUACAAUCGUCUACAAAGACAUGGACUCUACGGGGAUUGUUGGAUGCUUCAUAGUACUCUCCAAAACCUUGGAUUUCAAACCGUCGAAUAGUAUUCUCUUCAGGAUUGAGGUAGAAAACAUAAAACGGUUGUCCGGAUGCCAUCGACAAAAAAAAUUAAACCUUCUUUUAUAUGGAGUUUACAACAUUUCAUGGUUCUCAUCAAACCUUCUUUUCCCAUUCAUCAAGAGGCAAUCGUGUUUGAUUUCCAGCCUGUUAAUCCCGAAAGCAUAGAAGCAGCAAUCUCGAUUUUAUCAAGAAAAUCGAUUCGAGGUGUGGUGAUGCAAAGAAAAUUGAAGAAUGUUCCUAAACAAAAAUGUUGGAUGGUUGGAUCAUCCAAAGGGAAUAAUGCCAUGGAAAUGGCAAUUGAGUUUAAUAGCUCAUGGGUAACUGGUCUUAGAGUUGGCUUUCAUGAUUGCCGACAUUAUACCAAUGGUACUAUUACAAGCUUUGACUUUGUUUUUUAUAACAUAAUAAAGUCUCGUAAGUCUUGGUUUGUUUUCAUCCACAGAACUUGUUGAACAUCUUACCGGAGAAGUACAAAUUGUUGAGCGAUUCACGAGUAGCUACCGCAGUUAGCAUCCACCUCAAGAAUGGAUGAAACAUAUGUUCACUUAUCUACCAAGAUAUAUGGCCAGCACUUAUAAGUAUCUUGUAAGUUUUAAAACGAAUAACAACACCAAAUGACAAGUACACAAACCAAUAUAACCAACAAGAAACCCAAAACGUAAAUCUUCUAACUUCCUGUUGUUUCCAAACCCCCAAAAUCUAUACAAUAUAUGAAACUAGGUCGGCCCGCCCUAUGGGCGGAAUAUUAGUUAACUUGAUAUUCACUAAAUGCUCGAGUUGAAAUUUGUUUUAAGAUUCAAGAAUUUGGUUAUCUGUUAUAUCUUACUUAUUAGUAUGUGGUGGUAUAGUUGUUUGUCGAUUAUUCUUGCUUUGGUAUUGUAUCAAAUUAACUAAUUAUCCAACUCAUAAUUAUAGAUGUACAAAUGUGGAUUUGUGAUAAAGUUUGAUGA